UUCUAUUGGAGCCCGAGGAUUUCAUUUGUUAGCUAAACAGAACACCAACAUUAUAUCAAAGAGACUACAAACACAGAGAGUAAAUGCUGUCUUAACUUCAAUUUUAUUUUCGGUACUGUCUAAAUAUAUCUUUUGCUUGUAUCGUAAGUUUGCUUCCUGAGACAUUCUUUUUCUGAAACUUUUAUCUCAUUCGAGGCCUUUUCUAUCCAAUAUAACAUUAAUAGUUCAACGAAAAAGAGAAAUACGCCAUUGCAAAUAAUAUCAUUAAAGUAUUACUCCAAAAGAAAAAGAUGCAGUAUUAUAAUCAUAGACAACGUUUAGAUUGGCUUAAUGUUGAAGAGAAAACCAAAGUUGUGACUCCUAUAAUAAAAAUGGAUAAGGUAUUUCAACGCAUAAGACAAACCUCUACAGAAAACUUGGUUAUUAUCAACUUGGGACUAAACAUUCCAGAAAUGGUAAAUAGAACUUCGUUAUAUAGUGAACAUUUUUUUGCAGCAGGUACAGAUACCUGGUAUCUCGAGUUAAAGCCAUCUAAUUGCAGUCACAUGUAUUUAAAUUUAUGUAAUGACAACACUCAUCGAUAUAAAGUAAUGUUUCUACGUUUCACCUCUGCUGUAUUCAAUUUAGAAGAAAAAGUUCUCCAUAGUUGCAAUUCUGGUGCUUACGUAAUUUAUCCAACCGAUUUCCCGUUUGAUUUGCUAAAAUGGUCCAUGAAAAAAUUCCAAGUUGUCAGCUGUCCCAUAAGAAUCACGUGUUGGUUGGAAAUCUCAAAUGUUCAAAAAUCAUUUGUACCAUCCGUUUUGAAACAUGACGUUGCUAGGUUUGAGUCUCUAAGAACAGUAGUUGAUGACUUAAAAAUUGGUCUAAGCAAUCCGGUGGAUGCAGAUGUCAUUUUUCGUAUCAAGGGCAUCAGUAUCAUCAAAGCUCAUAAACAUAUACUUCGUAUGAGGUCUCCAGUAUUCAAUAACAUGAUUGCACAAGUGGAUGGUAAAGAGAUUGUAAUUGAUAUUAAAGAUAUAAGUGCAGCAGCCAUGACAGAGCUUGUGUCUUACAUUUACACUGGAUCCAAAAAUGUCCUGGGAUUUCGAGAUACUUUGGAUCUCUACUACGCAUCUGGUAAAUAUGAAAUUAAAUACUUGAAGGAUGAUUGCAGGAAUGAUUUGCUGUGCCAUCUUCAAAUCGAUAAUGCAUGUGAUUUGUUCGUUUUUGCGUAUCAUCAUAGCGAUCAGCUCUUGGAAGAUGAAAUAGUAAGCUUUUUGAACAAUAAUUUCGAAGCAGUAGUAAAUUCUAAAUCGUUUGAACAGCUGUCCAAAAGUAAUAACAUAGUGCAGUCACUUUUGCGUCAAUAUUUUCAGAAAUAUUCGAAUCAAUAAUUUAAAUUUACAUUACAAUUUCAAAAAAUAUCUACGUUUUAUAAAAGCGCAAUUGUUCUUCCAAUUAGUAAUGUAUUUCCUACAACAAAGCUGAUAAACAUGUAAUCAAGGUAUUUUUCAUGGUUGACCGAAAUAUAAUAAAUAUAAAUUGUGUUUUUCAAA
Parasteatoda tepidariorum (common house spider) is the source of this 1535-nucleotide messenger RNA. The record is from RefSeq and is a predicted model, not a curated record. Lineage: Eukaryota; Metazoa; Arthropoda; Arachnida; Araneae; Theridiidae.